Messenger RNA from Cetraspora pellucida, 120 nucleotides. Lineage: Eukaryota; Fungi; Glomeromycota; Glomeromycetes; Diversisporales; Gigasporaceae. The record is from the annotation of a GenBank genome assembly.
AUGAGAAUAAAAUUUAUAUUACAAUUAUUAUAUUUAGAUAUAGUUAAUGUAUCUUUUGUAAAAAUUGAAUUGAUGUUAAUAUUAUCAAAUUUAGAUAUAUUAGAUAUAUUUUUGAAAUAA